Messenger RNA from Chiloscyllium plagiosum (whitespotted bambooshark), 1992 nucleotides. It is a transcript of the gene vsig10, whose product is annotated as V-set and immunoglobulin domain containing 10. The record is from RefSeq and is a predicted model, not a curated record. Gene Ontology annotation, biological process: synapse assembly; cell-cell adhesion. Lineage: Eukaryota; Metazoa; Chordata; Chondrichthyes; Orectolobiformes; Hemiscylliidae. Gene Ontology annotation, molecular function: cell adhesion molecule binding. Gene Ontology annotation, cellular component: cell-cell junction; plasma membrane.
GUGCGCACUCGAGCGAGCCAGCAGGAAGUGCUGAAGGUUAUUGUCCUUGGAAAGUUGCUCAGUCAGGCAGCACAAUGGGUUGCAGUAAUUGUUUACAGCUCGCUACCGUUUUCAGUCUCGCCCUGUGUUCUUUAGUCUGGGCAGAUAAUGAAAUGAAAUUUACUAUUACCAUUAGUCCUGGAGAAGAAUUGCCAAAUAAAACAAUCUACGUGAUCAAACACAAAAAUGUUACAUUCAGUUGCUCGAGCACGUUUCAACAGAAGCAGAACAUAUCCUGGAUCUUUGUUCAUCCAGAUUCAAGUCAGGAAGUUUUUACAAAUGUUGAGGGAGCACAUACGGAAUUUACACUUUUUGAUAUAGGUUAUGACAACCAGGGGAAUUAUACCUGCUCAAAAAACCUCAGUGAUACCAAAGAAGUCCUUGUCUACUAUCCACCAAAGGGACUUCCAGUGUGUCAUGCAUCAAUUUCAGAAGAUAACGUUCAGCUGUUUUGUUCUUGGAAUGAAGGAUAUCCCUAUCCGACACUUGUUUGGUCAAAUGAAAAUCAGGAACUCGGACCUGAUGGGCUAGCUGGGUCAAAUGAUACCACAGUACUAGAAAUAAAAGGUUCAAAUCUACGUGAUGGUCAAUUGUUUAAGUGUGUGGGUUAUCACAUUGCAUACGAACAAAGGAUGGAAAGGUCAUGCUCAUUGACAUUGAAGGCUCCACUUCCAGAGUCUCAACCUCUUGUAACUGGAUAUGUAGGGAAGAAUACAACACUGACCUGUCACAGUAAGGAAGGAAAUCCACCUCCCAAAUUGACUUGGUGGAGAAAUGAUGAGGUGGAAAUUCUCCCAAACAGUAAAUACAUAAUCUCAGAAGAAGGUGUUGUUUCAAGCUUAACAAUAUUGAUGCCCUCAAAAGAGGAGGAUGAAGGAAGAUACAUUUGCAAGAGUGAGAAUCCUCUGGGGAUUAAAGAGGUCGAAAUAUGGGUCUCAUUUAACACUAAAGUCAUUUCUGGAUUAGUUGGGGGAAUCACUAUUUUUGUACUCCUAAGUGCUGCAACAAUCUUUGGAGUUUUACUGUAUAAAAACUGGAACAAGUUAAUUACCAGAAGACAUUUUUGGCAAACUGGUUCUACUGUUUUUACCCUUGUGGACUCUGAGGAAGAGAAUGAUUUUGUGGAGGAGGGCUCAUCAGGAAUAACCUCUGUUAUUAAUCAUCAGACUGCUCAGACAAUGAAUGGUCAUGCUUCAGUGGAAGUUGCUUCUGAUGAUCCACAAACACCUACUAAAGAUCAGCUCCCAAAUAAGGAAAGAAAUGUAUCAGAUAUCUAAAGGAACAGAAGAAAUGUGAUUGCUUCUGUGCAAUAUUUUGAACCUUAAUGAGAAGUCUUCUGUGAAAGUGCUUUCAAACGAGCUCUGGUUGAACUAAUGUACUAAUUUUGACAUAUUUUAUACUCGUGUUACUGUAAAGUUUAGCCUGUUCUGGCAUAUGGGAACAAAUGACAAAUCAGCAUUCUGUAUUGCUUUUAAAACCCAGUACAUAGGCUGAAAAUGUACUAUACUUUGUACUCAGGAUGUAGCUAUGAAAGGUCCGUUUCAAGUAUUAGCUGUUUGUUUUUGUAUCUAACUUGUUGGUGUGUACCCAAUUUAGUUUGAGUUUAUGUGAAUGUGCUCUGUAUCUUAAUACUUUGUUCUCUAGUAAAUGUUUUACAUUCACACUGAAAAUUGUUAUUCACAAACAUUGCAAACAUAAUUUUAAACAUUUUUUUGUAAAAGCAACUCAUUUUUUUGGGAAGUGAAUACUUGUUAAAUUGAUACUGUGCAUUUUAGUUUUGUUCAGAGAUUAGCUUGUUUAUGCAAAUAGCAAUCCAAUUGUAUCAACUAAUAAAUAAUGUAUUUAGUUUUUAUUUGCUACUUGUAUAGUAUAGUCAGUAUGUCUCUCUUUAAUUAAACAAUUUGUAUUUAGUGUUUUAGAUUCUUGCAAAAUAAAGAUUUGUUUCUACAACAA